AUGAAUGGAAUCGUUAAAAGUAACGAUAUUAAUAAUGUAACUCAACCAAAAAUUAAAGAUGCAUUUAUUAAGGCUAAAACGACUAAAUACGAUACUCAAUACCCUUGUCAAAUUGAAUUAAAUAAUAUGAUAGUAAAUUAUUUAAUAAUAGAUCUUGGUUUGUCACUAUCGAUUGUCGAACGUGCCACAUUUUUACGAGCCAUGAGUAAAGUUGAUUCUAAAUUUCAUGUUCAAAGUCGGCGAGGUAUCUAA
Didymodactylos carnosus is the source of this 252-nucleotide messenger RNA. Lineage: Eukaryota; Metazoa; Rotifera; Eurotatoria; Philodinida; Philodinidae. The record is from the annotation of a GenBank genome assembly.